AUGGCCAAGAAAGCUCGUGCUCCCCCUGCUGCUGCCACCAAGCCACCAAGCAAGCCACCUCAGUUCAAUUUUCCACCAAUAGCACCUAAGGAAGAGCUACAGUGUCGUGUUCUGAUCGAAGACCAGAUUCUCCUGAUUGAUGACUUCUUCUCUCCGGAAGAAUGCAAGACAUAUGUGAAGUUCAUUGACGGCCUCCCUCUAGAGCUUACACCACCCAAGAAGAAGGGAGAGGCUGACCGGGUGAACCAGCGUAUAUCCAUACCAUCCAUAGACUUCGCGCAGAAGCUGUACGCUGUGCUCGCGCCGCAUCUACCUGAGUUUCCGUAUCCGGCGUGGGUCAAGAAGCCUGCGGGCGCGACGGCUCGCGCGGCGCAUUCGUGCAACUCGAACAUACGCUUGUACAAAUACACGACAGGCCAAUACUUUGGACCCCACUAUGACGAUUCUGUCCGAGAUACUGAGACGGGAGCAAAGUCUGAGUGGACGCUACUCAUUUAUUUGACUGGAGCCCAAGAUGGGGUAGAGGGGGGAGAGACGGUCUUCUACAAAGAACAACGAGGGAGACCUGGGCAGGCAAUCGUACCUCCGUUGACUCGCGGACAGGCACUUCUGCAUCGCCAUGGCCAAGACUGUCUGCUUCACGAAGGUUCCCCAGUGAAGAAAGGGUCGAAAUAUGUCUUGCGUUCGGACCUGAUGUUUAUGAAGUAGCAAUUGAAAAUUUUCCG
Messenger RNA from Dichomitus squalens LYAD-421 SS1, 725 nucleotides. RefSeq lists its product as uncharacterized. Lineage: Eukaryota; Fungi; Basidiomycota; Agaricomycetes; Polyporales; Polyporaceae. Gene Ontology annotation, biological process: peptidyl-proline hydroxylation to 4-hydroxy-L-proline. The record is from RefSeq and is a predicted model, not a curated record. Bases 1 to 708 code for a protein of 235 amino acids. The transcript is spliced from 5 exons. Gene Ontology annotation, molecular function: procollagen-proline 4-dioxygenase activity; iron ion binding; L-ascorbic acid binding. Gene Ontology annotation, cellular component: endoplasmic reticulum.